Messenger RNA from Merops nubicus (carmine bee-eater), 645 nucleotides. RefSeq names its product 2,3-bisphosphoglycerate mutase (gene BPGM). The record is from RefSeq and is a predicted model, not a curated record. Bases 1 to 645 code for a protein of 214 amino acids. NCBI's taxonomy places the organism in Eukaryota, Metazoa, Chordata, Aves, Coraciiformes, Meropidae. The transcript has 2 exons. Gene Ontology annotation, molecular function: intramolecular phosphotransferase activity. Gene Ontology annotation, biological process: glycolytic process.
AUGGCUAAGUACAGGCUUGUUCUUUUAAGACACGGGGAAGGAGCCUGGAACAAGGAGAAUCGCUUCUGCAGCUGGGUGGACCAGAAGCUGAGCAGCGACGGGAUAAAGGAAGCUCAGAACUGUGGCAAACACCUCAAAGCUCUGGGCUUUGAGUUUGACCUCGUCUUCACCUCUGUGCUCAGGCGCUCCAUCCAGACCGCCUGGCUCAUCCUGGAAGAGAUGGGCCAAGAGUGGGUCCCCAUUCAGAGCUCCUGGCGGCUGAACGAGCGUCACUACGGCGCGCUGAUCGGCCUCAACAGAGCAGAAAUGGCUCUCAACCACGGGGAGGAGCAAGUGAGGAUCUGGAGGAGAAGCUAUGACGUUACUCCACCUCCCAUAACUGAAUCUCACCCCUACUACGAAGAGAUCUACAACGAUCGCCGGUACAAAUGCAGCGACGUCUCUCAGGAUAAUCUCCCGAAGGCUGAAAGUCUGAAAGAUGUGCUUGACAGACUCCUUCCCUACUGGAAUGAAAAGAUAGUGCCUGAACUGAAAAGCGGCAAAAUGAUCCUUAUCUCCGCUCAUGGUAACAGCAGCAGGGCACUGCUGAAGCACAUAGAAGGGGGAUCUGCAGCCAUAGUGGCUCUCUCACUCCCCUCGGAGUGA